UAGAAUGUUCGAUCAGUGCACUGCGCGAAUACUCAGCGACUGAAAGCCACGCUAACCGCCCGCAAAUUCAGCAUUUUGUUGAAUUGCGAGCUUCGAAGCGAGAGGUUUGAAUGGUUGCUGGAACGAUUGCUAAUUUAACACUGAGCUGAUUGGAUGCCUGGAGCGUAGUAACUUUUCAGAAAGCAAUAAAGGGCGGGAUUUUGCCAAUAUCUGAGAUGUUUAAAAAACGAAGGAGACUUUAACGCAUUUGAAUAAUGACCCGUUACACGUGGCCCACUCUUCACUAUUUAGUCAAAGCUUUUCAAAGAGCGGACAAUUUCCUUAACUCCACUCUUCCGGAGACACUCGUUUCUAACCGAUCGACUUUCCUUCCCUGGGGUAACUUCACUCUGGACGAUUGGGAGAACUUUGUGGACUCGGCAAAAUACGAGGCGGAAUCCCAAAAUGCAACCGUCAAAGCUUUGCUUAUAUUGGCGUACUCGGUUAUUAUAGUCAUCUCUCUGUUUGGAAAUAUCCUUGUGUGCCAGGUAGUAAUAAAGAACAAGCGGAUGCAUUCUGCCACCAGUCUGUUCAUUGUUAAUCUGGCCGGAGCAGAUAUCAUGAUCACCCUGCUCAACACUCCGUUUACUCUGGUUCGGUUCGUUAACAGCACUUGGGUUUUCGGACAAGGCAUGUGUCACAUCAGCCGCUUCGCCCAGUACUGUUCUUUACAUGUUUCCACCCUCACCCUGACAGCCAUCGCCGUAGACAGGCAUCAGGCUAUCAUGCAUCCUUUGAAGCCUCGGGUAUCACCUGUGAAGGGUAUGAUUUACAUCAUUAUCAUCUGGAUUAUGGCCAGUUGUUUCUCCCUCCCACAUGCUAUCUAUCAGAAGCUCUUCAGAUUUGAAUACAGACUUCAUAGUGGUUUGAUUCAACUCAUUGGCUUGCUGGGUCAUUUCAGAAGACAGUUAAGGGCAAACCACAUUGCUGUGGGUCUGGAGUCUUGUGUGAGUCAGACCAGUAAAGAAAAAAUUCGAAGUUUGUGUGUGCCCAACUUCCCAGAGCCAGCAGACCUUUUCUGGAAGUAUCUGGACUUGGCGACAUUUGUCAUGCUGUAUGUACUUCCCCUUUUAAUCAUCACUAUCACAUACACCACUGUUGCCAAGAAGUUAUGGCUUCGCAAUGCAAUUGGAGAUGUGACAACUGAACAGUACUUUGCACAUCGGCGGAAAAAGAAAAAGACAAUUAAAAUGCUGAUGCUGGUUGUGAUAGUAUUUGCUGUCUGCUGGUUUCCUCUGAACUGUUACGUUGUCCUUAUUUCUAGUCAAACCAUUCAUACUAAUAAUGCUCUCUAUUUUGCUUUCCACUGGUUUGCGAUGAGCAGUACUUGCUAUAACCCUUUUAUCUAUUGCUGGUUAAAUGAGAGUUUUCGCUUAGAACUUAAAUCUCUCUUGAAUAUAUUCAGAAGAGAACAUGGAGUGCAGGAACACAUACUUCCCUGCACAGCCCCUUCUUACAAGCUAGCCUGGCCUGAACAUAACAACUCCAAGAGGGAACAAUACCCUCAAAGCCUGCACUCCAACAGCAACAUCCAAUCAGGAAAGACAGAUAUUUCAUCUGUUGAACCAAUAGUUUCUGUGAAUUAGAACAGGGAAAUCUGAAAUCUUCCAAUACUGUGCUGCAAGCAUAUAAUAAAGGAUUGGAUUUUACUGUUAUAAUGACAGCUAAACAGUCAGUUUUUGAUAUCAUUCUUCUGUGCAACUGACAGCAGCCUUUGGUGUCUGGACAUAUGCAGUUAAACACUGAAAUUCAGAUGUUGCUCUCACUCAAUCCCCCCUUCUACAUAGUGCAGUUUUGAAAUCCUCACAGUUCAAAUUCACUGAAUUAAACACAAACCUGUGCAUUAAUACUUAACGUUAUUAUUCUUGUUGAAAACAAAAUUUUGAAAAAGUUACACCUUAUUGAAUAAGAUGUAACUGGAUUUGUAACAGCAUAUUGUGUUAUACUUACUGUUGAAUAAUCUUUCUAGCCCUAAAUACUAAUUUUAUAUUUGAGGAAUGUUAUAUUCUGUUAUUAAAAAUUCCAUCGAUUUUUUAAAAGAAUAUUUUUUUAAAAGUUUGUUUAUGGUGUUUAUUUUCUGUCUUUGUCCCAUAUAUCAGCUUCAUUUUGAUUUUGUUUUCUAUAAAAUUAGAAAACAGUGAGUGAUUAAACCUAUGCGUUAUUUCCUGGUGUGCUGUCAGUGGAAAUUCUUCAAUCUGAUUGGCUGUUAAACCUGCUUAAUAACAUUACUUCUAUUUGACGUCAGUGAUUUCCUAUAGCUGGUAUUAUAGUGAAAUUAACAAAGGCAAAAGUGCUCCUCAGAGCUUUGUGGGAAGCUUCAUUUAGAGAUCAAUGGUUUAGGCUAUCAUUUCAUUGCUGAUCACAAACUCUGGGCCAAUAUUACAGUUAAGGGAAGCUGUUCCAACACACUGUCAUUGCACAGAAUGUUUUGAGCAGUGCUAAGAACACCAUUGAGAAUAAGUCAUUUUUCCAAUUGCUACAUCAAACUGAAAGCAUUUCUCCAACCAGUCACAAUUGACCAUCUGAAGAUUAAAUAGUCUCUUUGACCAUUAAUGUUAUUGACCUCCACUGGAAAUAGUGUAUUUAAGAUUAGAUUAGAUUCGAUUCCCUGCAGUGUGGAAACAGGCCCUUUGGGCCAACAAGUCCACACUAACC
Molecule: messenger RNA, 2694 nt
Organism: Chiloscyllium plagiosum (whitespotted bambooshark)
Lineage: Eukaryota; Metazoa; Chordata; Chondrichthyes; Orectolobiformes; Hemiscylliidae
Product: G protein-coupled receptor 83-like
Biological process (GO): neuropeptide signaling pathway
Cellular component (GO): plasma membrane
Molecular function (GO): neuropeptide Y receptor activity
Source: RefSeq, a predicted model, not a curated record